GUCCACCCUUCAGUUUGACUCCUCAGACUCGUUAGUUUCUUCCUCAUUUCCAUGCAGUCGAUGGUUUCCACUCGUCCCACCAUGUCGGGAGUUUGCAGAGCUUCAGUCUUUGUGUCGGCUCUGGUUUUCUGCGCUGUUUUUCUAACCACAGAGGCGCAGACUCCUUCUCCAGCUCCGGCUCCCUGUGCAUUGAGCUCCAACACCACUUGUGCUGAAUGUCUGCAAAAUGUGGCAUGUUUAUGGUGCAGCCCAACCAAACAAUGCCUCGACUACCCAGUGGGAAACAUCCUGCCCCCCAGGAGUGUGUGUCCACUGAAUGAUGCACGGUGGGGGCUGUGCUGGGUAAACUUCCAGAUUUUGAUCAUCACCAUGUCAGUGCUGGCUGCCGUCAUCGUCAUUUCCAUUCUCGUUUGCUGCCUCUGCUGUUGCAAGUGUGAAAGGACUGGAAACCAGCGAGAAGACGCAAAGGCGGAGCGACAAACCCGUCUGAGGAAAGCCCGUCAAAAAGAGAGGUCAAAAAGAGGACAGAAAUGCAGCUGAGACACGAUGAAAUCAGGCAGAAAUAUGGUCUGGCAAAGGAUAAUCCAUACGCCCGUAUGGACGAUCAUUAAGAAGAAUGUCAGCUAUGAUUCUUGAAAGAACAUCCCUUAAGAUGAUCGUACCGAUGCCGUACAUGAUCCAUAUGUAGCCUGUGAUAAACUGUGAUUAUCUCAAUGGAUUUCAGUGAGUUGGUGUCCUCACCAAGAUGCUCUGAAAUCAUUUUGACUGUGUGUGCACUAUAUUUCAAACAUGAUCUCGUCACCUAAUGUUUCAUUUUUUAUACAUGUUGCUCUCUGUCAUUAUGCUAGAUUAAUAUACCUUUAAUUCUGAUGUAAAUGAUUAUAGGGAAAUCCACUCAGUUAACUUGUUUUUCUGUCCACCGUGAUAUGCAAAAAAUGCAGUAUUUUAUGAUUUCUACUUCUUAUGAGCAUCAGUGCAUGUAGUGCUUCUUUUAUAAUUAGCAGUUUCAUUUUUAUACUAUAUUUGUAAUACACACAAUUUUACUGGUUGUCAUUCAUGUCUAAGGUACAACAUUUUAUUUUCUAUGAAGGUUGAUUCAUAACAUGUAACAACAUGUACACGUUAUUUUGUUUGUUUGUUUGUUUGCUAUUUUAUUUGUUGACAAAUAUCAGAAUGGCAAACUUUAUUGGAUAAAGUGUUCUUGAACUACA
Larimichthys crocea (large yellow croaker) is the source of this 1211-nucleotide messenger RNA. RefSeq names its product PTTG1 interacting protein b (gene pttg1ipb). The coding region runs from base 52 to 540 and encodes 162 amino acids. Gene Ontology annotation, cellular component: nucleus; cytoplasm. Lineage: Eukaryota; Metazoa; Chordata; Actinopteri; Sciaenidae. Gene Ontology annotation, biological process: protein import into nucleus. The record is from RefSeq and is a predicted model, not a curated record. The transcript has 7 exons.